Molecule: messenger RNA, 507 nt
Organism: Penicillium arizonense
Lineage: Eukaryota; Fungi; Ascomycota; Eurotiomycetes; Eurotiales; Aspergillaceae
Exons: 1
Coding region: 1-507 (168 amino acids)
Molecular function (GO): protein binding
Source: RefSeq, a predicted model, not a curated record
AUGCUAUAUACAGUCUCUCACAAACGUGAUGAUUUGAACAAAGCUAUUGCAGCUCACAACUUAACCGAUGUGCAACGACUGGCCGAUGUAGAAGCAGAUAAAUGUAAAGGGACGAAACUUAGCAAUUCUCAGACAACUAAUGGUCUGCUUCGAGGGGUUCUCCUAAGCGGUACUGGCAGCCUUCAGCAUGGCUGCAAAGAAAGAGCACUGGGGCAUGGCUCGGGCUCUUUUGGGGCACAAGUCGACGACAUCAAAACAAACGCUAUGCUAUAUACUGCAUCUAUUGGGGAUCAUUUGUCCAUUCCAAAUUUCCUGGAAUUCAACCUAGAUGUGAAUACACAUUGGCAGGGAACGACAGCACUUAUUUGCGCUGCAAAGCUUGGUCAUGUGAGGUAUGUCGCGGUUCUCUUGGAGAACGGGCCAAAUGUCAACGUGGAUAGCGGCGACUACGAUUUCGGCACAGCACUGAAGGCCGCAAUAAGUGAUUAUGAAGACACUUUCGAUUAA